AUGGAUGGAAUAUGUUUUUGGGAUUUGGGCCCUGGAUGGAAAAGUGAUUCCCAUGGAAGUGUUUCAUUUUCAACUUUAUCAGUUUCUUCUCCUUUGCCCUUAUCUGUUAUAGACCAUUCUCAAAUGGUUAGUGCUUUGUUUAGACCUCCAGUUGCUUCUUAUUUUCGUGUCCCAUUACGGCCAUCAUAUCUUCCUGUUCGUUUAUUAUUUAUUGUUGAAUUAAUUUUACUUUCAAAAGAAGGGGAAGAAGAAGGAUUUGUUUCUUUAUCAAAUAUUAAAUUAGUUAAUAAUGAAGGGAUUGAAAUUGGUUGUCAAACAUUGGAAGAUAAUAAUUAUUUAAAAACAACAACAAUUUCUUUUAUUAAAGAAGAGGGAAAAGAAGAAGGAGAUGAGGAGAAUAUUAAAGAGUAUGAGCGUAAAUUAUUAUCGGAUGCCGGUAUAGAAUGGCUAGCUAAACAACCAACACCCCUUCGAUUACCUUUAUUAACAUUAAAUGACAUUUACCCCCAAACAACACCAACAACACCUUUACAAACACAAUUUAUUAACCCAAUUCCACAACCUAAACAAACAAUUUUUAAAAAUUCUAUUUUACAAAAAGGAGCUUUAAUAACGACAAAAACAUUUAAUCCCUUUCAGGUUAAUUUUAAUUUUGAAAUUUUUGUCAGAAAUUGUUGA
Molecule: messenger RNA, 678 nt
Organism: Meloidogyne enterolobii
Lineage: Eukaryota; Metazoa; Nematoda; Chromadorea; Rhabditida; Meloidogynidae
Source: the annotation of a GenBank genome assembly